This is a messenger RNA of Lineus longissimus, 7136 nucleotides long. Its product is annotated as oxysterols receptor LXR-alpha-like. NCBI's taxonomy places the organism in Eukaryota, Metazoa, Nemertea, Pilidiophora, Heteronemertea, Lineidae. Gene Ontology annotation, molecular function: RNA polymerase II cis-regulatory region sequence-specific DNA binding; zinc ion binding; nuclear receptor activity. Gene Ontology annotation, biological process: positive regulation of transcription by RNA polymerase II; cell differentiation; negative regulation of transcription by RNA polymerase II. The record is from RefSeq and is a predicted model, not a curated record. The coding region runs from base 950 to 2569 and encodes 539 amino acids. The transcript is spliced from 10 exons.
CUAUGAUUCAACCUAUAUCCAUCACGUUUCGCGAAGUAAAUAGGCAUAUUAACCAGUCUCUGCAGAUUUUGAACCCGCCCUAAUGGACGACGUUGUGACCCAGCCAAUGCAUUGUCCCCUCUUGUCUAAAUAGAACGAGAAGAAAAAGAAUUCAUCAUAGAUUGUCCAAAAAGGAACUGGAAUGAAGAAGCUAGAGUUUCCUUGGGAGGCACAUUCCACAAUACAGGAUGGGGUGUUAUCGCACGAUAACAUAUCUUACAUAUCGCUGGAGGAUGCGGUAACAUCAAUGAAACAAGCGACUCCUGAUAAAGCAUAGAGAUAAGUAAAUUGCUUAAUUCGUCUGUGUUUAGAGUGACGUUUUGCUAGCUAUCAGCAUCAUGUCGAAGAAAAUGAUUUUCCUCCACAUUAUAUUAUUUGUAGGUCAGGGGAACAGUGGUUAUUGAGAUCAAUCAAAGCACCUGCCAUGAGCUAGAAAUCUAAUUUGACUUUUGAUGGUGGUGCCUCCUAUCAACAUCCACGAGAUGGAGUAGUUGCAAUUUCAAAGGACCAAUGUUAUCCCGCAUUUGCGGGAUUCUUUCUCUGCAUUUGCAGCCCUCUCUCUUGGGACACUCUAAUCUGAGAGCCAUCUUGUACACCGUCCUUCUCAACCUAGGCCCUGAUAAUAACCUCAAAAAUUCAUGGCACAGUUGUGGAUACUAUGGAAGGUACCACUAAUGAUUUUAUAGGAGGUACUCAAUUCAAGUGACUGCGGUUUAAUGGCUCAGUGCAGGUGGGGUGUAUGAUAUAAGAUUUAAUUAACAUGCAAACAACUGAGACCCUGUAAAGCCCAGUGGGAGGAUUUGCUUAAAUAUAGGUCUGAUGGUCAUUUGAGCAAAGGAGGACGAGCUGGUCGGAGUGCUAGUUGCUUACUGGACAGUUCUCACAUGGGCUUUCAACAUCGUCACUGACCAUGGCCUUUCAACAUAGCUCGAUGGAAGUCACUGACCCUUCUGACGAAUUUUUUUCAAGACUGGGUUGGUAUGCGAUGGAUGGUCCACUGGCUGCAGGGCCUAUGAACACCAGUCCAGGCCAUCACUGCAUGCCAUCAGUGCCUCUCACAGCUACUGCUGUCAAGUCUUCGAUUCCUAUCAAGCAAAGCCUCGGGCCAAAGUUCUCUGGACAGGAGGACCAGGAUAUAUCAUGUAUGUCCAAAAAGGAGCGUCGGAAACGUCGCGUCAAGCCGGUUGGCAUAGAAACCGGUGACCUCAUGUGUGGUGUAUGUGGGGACAAGGCCCAUGGGUACAACUUCAAUGCAAUCACGUGCGAAUCAUGCAAGGCAUUCUUUCGAAGGAAUGCCGCACGAUUGGAGAAGAAUCACCCCGAUGUCAUGGCACAGGUAAUAAAAUGUAACUUUGAUGGCAACUGUAAGUUGGACCCCCAUACACGCCGCUUCUGUACCGAAUGCCGCUUGAAGAAAUGCUUUGACAUCGGCAUGCGGAAGGAAUGGAUUUUAAGUGAUGAGCAGCUCCAGAAAAGACGCGAGAGAUCGUUACUCAAAAAGGAUCGCGUAAAAUACGAUACAAAAUUAGGUCCAAUGGCGCCGACGUUAGGCCCGGUGCCGAUGAAUGUGACGCCGUGCGGGAACACGAGUACAGGAAGUGGGGGAAGUGGCAGCACAAGCAGUACACCGAGUGAAACGAGUAGCGGGCCUUCACCACAGAUAUUACAAAUCCCCAGCCCUGAUGGAAGUUUUAAUUCUAAUUCGUCCGGUGUGUUGGUCAAAUCUGAGCCCGAGUCGCCACCGUCUACGUCCGGUUCAUCACAAGAAUCUCCAUCAUCGUCUUCGGUUCAGUGGGACACUAAUCUAGAGGAGGCCCAGCGCAAUAUCGCCACUUUAGAAGCGAUGCUUACACAGACUGUAGAUUCACCGUACUCUGAGGCGGACUGCUCAAAAUUCAUGCCGUCGUCGGCAAGUGGCAUGUUCAACAUGGCUGACACAUUCAUACGGCGGUUUAUAAAAUUCUGCAAGUGUAUGCCAGAGUUCUCUGGCUUGACGCAGGCGGACCAGAUAGCACUCUUGAAGGGUGGAAUAAUGGAGGUGAUGAUCUUACGUGGUGCCCUGAAAUUCGACAUGGUGGCGCUGUCGUUUAAGUUCAGUCAGGCACAAGGCUCUGAAGUCGCGGCAGGACAAAUCAACUCGAAACUUAUAGAAAAAAAUUUAGGCAAAGCGGACAGCCCUGCUGGCCAAUACAACGGUGAUGCUGUACAGUUCUUUAUGUCUCUCAAUGAACUCGUCGGUGGCGACAAAACCGCCAUCUUACUUCUGCUUGUCAUUGAGUUGUUCUCCCCGGACCGGGCGAACUUAGAAGGCAAGAUAAAAGUGGAGGCUGCACAGGAACAAUAUUCAUAUCUGCUUCAACUUCAUAUCCAAUCAAAGUACCCACCUGAAGAGGCGCGCAUCCUCUACCCAAAGUUACUCAUGAAGUUGGUGGAGGUGCGCGAGUUAGGUGAGCUGUCGUCGAAGGCCGCGUCUCGGCUAGACAUACAGAGUGUGGAGCCGCUAUUGGUGGAGGUAUUUAGUUUACAGUGAUGAAGGUUUCAAUAGAUUCUAUUUUAAACGGGAAUAUUUGCCAAAAGUUUCAGAUGAUUUUCCUAAUGGGUUCAUUGUCAAAUGUUAUAAUUUGAAAACCUUUUUCAUUGGCUUCUUGUCGACGUAUCUUCGACAUUUUUGGCAAAAUAUUAUCAGGAUAUAUGAAAUAAUGUGUACAGUUUGUGUAUAUUCAGUUUGAGCAUUCGCUUCAGAGGCCUAAGAUGGUUUGAUACCAAUGUAAUAAAACCGUUGAUUCAUUUAGUGUGAAGAUAUUCGGGGGAGGGUUACAAAUGAAUUUCAUAAAUUUCCUUCUUAAAAAUUGGAUGAAGUAACAGUUGACAGCUGUGUCAAAAACUGACAAGCUACAAAUACCACAGCUUUGCUGCUUCUUGAUGGCGUACAUCAUUUGAGAGUUUGAUGUUGAUAUUUCCUCAAACAUCCUCAAAGCUGUCAGAAUGGUUGUGUGUUUGCUGCUGGUGUAAUAAUGCUUUGAUGGCCGUUUAGUUCCACAGAUUCUAGCUUAUCUACCUUAUUGGCAACGUAUAACAAUUCAUUUCUUGAUGCUGGAGCAUGAUUUUACCCGCAGAUGAGAGAUUCUUUUGUCGCACAUUUCAGUGAUUAUAAUCGCAGGUCGUAGGUCGCUGCAAGCUGAAGUGCUUGUCUGCGCCUACUUUAGCUCUUUGGCCUGAUACAAACACCUCAUGGCCUUAAUAAGCAGAAUUGAAAGGUCAUCUUUUUGACACAUUGUCUCUUAGAUGUAAAUCUGGUCUCAACUUCAAGCGAGGAACCAAGAGUGAAGAACGAGCAUGUUUGAGGUAUUGUUAUUUCACACAAAGGGAAAUGACGGUUGGUACUGAACUCCAUGUUAUGUAAUACUAGCUUAUAAAGGUGGUAUGAUAACAAUUCUUGCCGAUGAUUAUUUCUAUCCCUGUGAAACUACAAAAUGUAAGUUUAUGAGAAAAGUAGCUGUGAUAAUGUGUCAUAGUAUUAUUGGUCAAAGGAUUCAUGUGCAGUUCGUCAUCUGUGUUCGUAAUCGUGUUAGAAAGAGCUUUGUUGGAUUCCAUAAAUCAACAUGGGUCUGUUGUCCUUGGAUAAGUUUUGGUAAGGGCGACACCUUAUGGUUUGGUAUAUUUCCUGUGAGUUACAUCAAGAUUAGGCGUAAACUGCUGUUCACCAUAAACAACUGAUAUCAUCUUGAUGGGGACUUAAUUUCCUUGGUGAGAGGAUGCGUCUGAUCAGUAUUUAUUUUGUGUAUCCCGGUUGUUGUGGCAGAGAUUGCUGCUGAGUGAAAUCUUCCAUGAAAUGAGGCGGCGAUUCAGGUUUGUUGGGGUGAUACAGAGUGUGGAGUCAUUACAGUAUGCAAGGUGGCAGUGCUGUAAUCAUUAGUUUGUCCAGAAGUUUAUGUGAAGUCAUCUGAUGAUAUAAGUGAAUGUGCUAUAAAAACUCCUAUAAGAUAGGCUACUGGCUGAUAAUGAUAGUGCUGACAAACUAAAUACACCACUGCCACGACGGAGCGACCUGACAAUUCACCGCCAUUUCUCAAUUGUUCAGUCGGGUUAGCUUUACACCAGUCUGAUGUUCAAUAAGGUAUCAUGAAUUGAUUUGAGUAGAACUGGAAGAAUUUGGUCUGCAGCUACUGAGAGGAAUGUGUACAGAUGUUUGCCACGAUGUGCUCAACCUGUAAAUUACUAUAGAAUGUACUAAAGAUGCGUUGUUAUAUAAUGAUAUUGUAGUACUUUACUUUUUGAAAGAUUUCUACUUUCAUGCCAAAGAAUUCCUGGUUGUCAAGUGAAACAGACUUCAAAAUCACCCUUCUGAUGUUUUUGGUGUGCCUUCAAGAAAUAUAACAGAUUUGGAUUAUGUUGGUGUGAAUUCAGUUGAAAACUCUGAUCUGGAAGGGUUAGUGCAGCCAUCUGGUGUAAGAAUGGUGAACUGAUUGUCAAUUAGAACAUCUACCGCCAACCAACCUCACCGCCAGGAAACAAUGCACGACACUGGUUAACAACAUUCUCUAAUAGGUAACAGGAUGUGUGGGACUACAAUUGUGCAAGCACUGUGCAAUGUUUUUGGACAUCAAAUGUUAGAAUUUAUUUCAUAUAUGUGAGGUUUCUGAUCUUAGUGCCAUAAGAAUUUUUAAGAUUGAAAUUUUUAUUUACAAGAAUAGAUUCCUUUAUAAUAUUUGAUUAUAGUUGAUUGAAAUGGGUCAUGGGUCAUGGGUCAGCUUCCACCCUGAACAACAUUCAUCCAUUGGAAAGGCAGGUUCAUGGCUUAAAUGCUUCAUUCGUUGAUUGGAAUGAAGGCCCUGAAGCUGCCUAAUCAGGAGAUGAGUUCUGUUAUAGCAGACUUGAAGCUGGUUUAACCUACAAUAUUUAUUGACUUUUCAUUUUCAGAUGUGUGUGGGAUACUCGUAUAGAUUUAACAACUAGAUAUUUUAGAAAAUAUUGUAUAAUAGAAGAAAAGUGAGCUGAAUUUAUGAAAAUGGACUGCAAUGUAUGUGUGAGGGAUGUAGAGUAGAACAGACUGGUACUCAUGCCAAAAUGUCACCUUCAUUACAACCCCCUUAAGCUUUUCCUAUACUAAUUGUUUGUCAGUCAUUCAAGUCUAGCAAAAAAGGCAGCCUCCAUUUGAAAAACUGUCAGUUUCAAGAAAUGAAUGUUUUCUUUCCAAAACCAAUGCUCAGUCUGUAAGGCCUGCGCAUUCUUAAAGAAGCUUUGAAAUUUGUAAUGAAUAUUCAUGUAAAGAUACCCGGCCAUUUGAUUGGCUGGUGAUUUAGAUCGCUUCAAAUGAGAGGCUAGUUACCUGAAUAUGAAUGUGUAUAUCCAAAACCAGUUAUUGUUGUCCGAUUAUAGACUCAGAGUGACUGCUACUCUAGCUGUUUCUUAACUUAUCCAUCCACUUAUUUCUCUUCAUCUCUUGAAUACCUCUUCAAUUCAGUCUCAGGGAAAGUCAGCCAGUUCAGUCAGGUUUUGUUGAGCGCUGCAUUGUAAAAUAGGACCAAUAGUUGGUGUUUCCACCAAUUCGUUCCCCACACUUUUUGUGCUACCGUCAUUCGAUAGCUGCGUCAGUUAUGACCCUGAGACACCUUACACCACCUUGCCGAGAUAUCCUCAUCUGCCGUGGCACCCCUCAUUGUGUCUCACUCCUUUUGUUAUUGGUGUUACUACUCUAUAAGGGUACAAACAACCUGCAAGGUUACCGAAAUGGUGGAAAUGCAACUAUAGUUUGGCCUCAGUAAAGGUAUUGGUUUCAAAUGCAGAUGAUAGUACUGGUUUCGUUCUGGUCGGGCUAAUGACUGUAAACCAAAGUCUGGCAGCUUCUAUCGUAGCUCGACUUCGUUAGGAAAACACUGUGCCUGUUUUAGUACAGGACCCUGAGAGAUCAAUGUAAGGUCAGGUUGGAGGUCAAGGCAUGUAAGGGCCUGGACCCUGAGAGAUCAAUGUAAGGUCAGGUUGGAGGUCAAGGCAUGUAAGGGCCUGGACCCUGAGAGAUCAAUGUAAGGUCAGGUUGGAGGUUGGAGGCCAAGGCAUGUAAGGGCCUGCCUUGGCCUCUUAGUACAGCACUCAAGAAGCAGGCAUGGUGUUUUCCAAUUGUCCAUUGUCUUUUGUAAUCUUUUAUUCUCCAGGCAGCCUGUAUUUUAAACUUCGAUCUAUCAAGGAAAUAUUACCAAUAAAUGGUAAACAAAUCUACUAAAGGACUGAGUUAAUGUUUUACAGAGAGGGCAAAAGAAAAAACAUCAUUUGAUAGGCUGACACUAAUGUUUCAUAUUGGGUUGUUGGCCCCUUUUAGAUGAGUAUGACCUUACUGUAUUGUCGUCAUACAGCGGCCAAGAGGUUUUACCAUGCUCUUUUUCAAAAUGAUUUCAAUGUGUACAUACAUUCGUUAAUGAAAUGAUAUUUUAUGAAGAAAAAAAUGAGAGUUUAACCCCAUGUUGCACUUUUUCUCAAUGCCCCCUGGUGGGAACACACGUACCACACACUCAUUUCACUCAUUUAUUAUGCUAAUUGUAAGCUUUCACUAAUCAUUAACUAGAAGUGUAAACAUCGUCUUGAGGCAGUUUCAUAUAGGGAUUUUGUGCGUUUGCUGGCCUCAUGCAUCACUUCAUUCUAUGAUGGUGUGCAGAGGAGAACUCAAUACAUCCUCAAUUCAGAAAUCAUAGGAUUGGAUAUCAAUGUGAGUUUCUAUGAAACAUGUUCCAGUGUGUAAUGUCGCAUGGGCAAGCACAGUUUCUCCUGGGCAGAUCUGUAGACAUUUUUGUAAGACUGAAGAGUGUGUAGCCAAUUGGAGGCUGUUUGCUCUGAGGGCCGCUCUGACGUAAUGAUGGCAAGUUGACUGUAGUGUACUGAGAGACUAACCACAGCCAGACUAUUUUGUAACUCGUGUGGAAAAUAGUUCUCGUAUCAAGCCCAAAAUGCAUUAGUUCACACCAACUAUGAUGAAUGAUUCAGAUUCGAUUAGAAAUGGCGAUCUUCUGUUCUGGCUGAGUUCUUAAUGUACUUUCUGUAUACACAUGUUAAUGUAGCUCUGUCAGUUCAUUCAUUUAUAAAUAAUAAACAACGCGUUUCUGUUA